Osmia lignaria (orchard mason bee) is the source of this 1275-nucleotide messenger RNA. RefSeq names its product 40-kDa huntingtin-associated protein. Gene Ontology annotation, biological process: vesicle cytoskeletal trafficking. The record is from RefSeq and is a predicted model, not a curated record. NCBI's taxonomy places the organism in Eukaryota, Metazoa, Arthropoda, Insecta, Hymenoptera, Megachilidae. Gene Ontology annotation, molecular function: protein binding. Gene Ontology annotation, cellular component: early endosome.
AUCUAUGAUAAAUAAAGCAUUAUAAGACAAUAUAAAGUGUGAUGCAUGUACUUACAUAUGUAAUUUAACAACCUAAUGUUUACAUUGACAAACACUACUUAAUUAGAAAAAUAACAAUAUGAUACUAAUCAUUAGGUAGAUAAGGAAAAAGUAUAUGAUAUAACCAAUUAUUCACAUAUAUGUAAACAAAGCACAUUGAUAACUAAAGGAUGGCACAUUUUAUUCAAAGACAAAUUGGAGAUUCAUUAGAUUUUUUAACAAAGUAUCAUAAUAUAUCUAAUAAACUGAAAAAACGUUUCUUGAGAAAACCAAAUGUUGCUGAAGCAAGUGAUCAAUUUACUGCUUUGGCUAUUGAAUGUGAGCAAAAAGAACUGUGGCAGUAUGCCGGUUUAUGUUCACUAGCUGCAGCUAGAUGUCAAGGAACAUUGGAAAAUGUUUCUUCUGAAUUAAAUUUUUUAAUUAAAGCUGGAAGAGAAUUUCUUGUGGCUGAUAAAAAGGACAAAGAUAUAGGUUGUCCUUCUAUAGGACAAGAGAAUACACAGGCUGCCAUAAGUUGUUUUGGUCAUGCAUUAGCACGUUGUUAUAAUCAACCAGGAUUCAAUACUAUGUCAGCUGGAUUAGCAUUAGAAUUAGCAUUAGCUUUGGGUGCUACUUCAGCUGGUAUUCAACAAUUACGUAAAGCUAUUGAUAUUUUUUCAACUUCAAAAGCUAUUAACACAUUGGUAUCUUAUCACAUUAAACAAGGUGAUUAUGUAUCUGCACUUCAAAUUUUGAAUGAUUUUGUUGAAUUUAUUGAGAGUUAUAUUAAUGCUGGUGCAAGAGGCAAUUACAGUAUUAUAUUACACAGAUGUGAAGUGACCAGAGUACUAUUGUUACUCAUACUUCAACCAUCUCCUCAAAGACUUACACCUUCCUUAACACAAGUGUUGGAGAAAUAUGCAUGGAUAGAAGAAACUACAAAUAAUGAUUUCAAUAUGAGCGAAGAUGAAUUAUUACUGUUACAAUCCUUAGUAUUAGCAUGCCAGUCACAUGAUUAUGAAGCAUUGCUAGAACUGGAAGGAGAAUUAUGGCCAUACUUAGAUGCAGAACAAAAAGAACUACUACAUAAGUUAAUUCAAGUUUUAACAGCUCAAUAAUGAUAUCUUAAAUGCAUUAAUUAUGUUACAAUUAAUACAUAAAUGUUAUUUAAUAAAAUAAAAUGUUCAGUUCUGAUGAAUUAAUGCUAUAAAAAUCUUCUGAUGAUGCAAGCAGUUACUGUAGGUAUGGCUCUUACAC